This is a messenger RNA of Drosophila santomea, 2849 nucleotides long. RefSeq lists its product as uncharacterized. NCBI's taxonomy places the organism in Eukaryota, Metazoa, Arthropoda, Insecta, Diptera, Drosophilidae. The record is from RefSeq and is a predicted model, not a curated record. Bases 1348 to 2622 code for a protein of 424 amino acids. The transcript is spliced from 4 exons.
GUAUACAAAUAUUUUUUUCUGUGUAAACGUCAGUAUGACUUAGCGCCACUGAUCUUCUUUACUUUGCGACUACAGCCAUUUGAUUUCGGUUUGGCACAGUGUUCAGUCGCUUUUUAAAGAAAAAAUAACAAAAUGGAUAUUAAAUUUGAAUUUAAGGAGGGAAGCCGAGCCGGGUGCUCCACAUUAUUGUAUACGCCAGAUGAAAAUCAGAUCUAUGUUAAAAAUAGACAAUUAAAAGAAGGUGACAUCGCGUACGUGUGUCGUAUAAAAGACUGCAAAGAUCGGGUUUAUCUAAGUGCGGAUAAGACUCGCGUUUAUUCGAAGACGGAGCAAGUGCAGCAUUUUCAUGGUCCGCAGGGCCAGGAAAUGCAGAAAAUUGAAGUGCUGUCUGAAGUUAAAAAAAAGUGUCAAAGUAGCUCCAAUAAUGACACCAAAAAAGUUUUUAAUGAUGUUUUGGCUGAGUAAGUAAAUUCUUUGUGUUGUUCUAAGAACCGUUAGCGCUCUAUGUACAUGAGCCUUUAGCGCUUCCGUAAAUACAUACAUACUAGAGGUGGGCGCGGCGUACAGGCCUCGGUCUUUUUCUUGGAACUAGGUUUCGUGCACGGGCCACCUCUAAUACAUACAUAUGUACAUACACGUCAACUUUUGGAUGUUAUUUCAGCAGACAAAAAUUCCGUUUAUGAUAUUAAAAACGAUAGUUUUGCGGACUUCAGGCGGACAAAACGUCCGAUUUCAGAUCCGCGAACGAUACUUAAGUUAAUCAUCUGACAGGGGUUUUGUGGCAGCAAAAGCUAUCAUUUUCGGAACCCGAAACUUCAAUUUUAAACAAUACGCGCGCGCGCGCCAGAGCCAAGCAGAUGUGGGCACACUGUUCCACCGAGGGAGUGGGCACAAGCGGGCCACCGCCACCAGUCUCCGCCGACGAUCGGUAGCGCCCGUUUUCGGGUCAGGUUUCGAUAAUUAGGCGGAAACUCCGAUUCUACGUCCGUUUUUAAUAUCUUUAUUGGACAUUUUUCGGAUCCAUCCGCAUUAUGUCCGCUCUUUGUUUGCUGGGUUAUCAUGUACAGCCUUAACGGUUCUUCGAACAAGAGGGUAUUUUUGUGAUAUAUAUUUUUUUAUGUUGAGUGUGUAAAUACUCUUGAAAAGUACACAAUACAGAAAUACACAAGUCCAUUCAUAAUACAAAUCCUUUUUUGUUCUCUAAUUAGAAAAACGGAAGGACAAGCGGAGAUCGAAGUCAAUUACGACACUGUCAAACGCACUCUGCAAAGAAAGAGGCAACCCUUUCUACCCAAAUCUCCAACUUCCGCAGUGGACGUACUUGAAGCAUUUAAAGAUGAAAACAUCAUGAGUCGUUUUGGGAUGACCAAGGGAAGUUCUCCGAAUGUUUUUUUUAAAAAACUUUACACGUCUGGAUCAUUUGCAUAUUGCAUAUUUUCGUCGGACAAGGUCAUUACUUUGAUGCAAGCAAAUAUUGAGGAGCAGAGUCGGCAUUUUUUAAUUGAUGCUACAUUCAAAGUAUGCCCGUUUGGAGAUUUUAAGCAACUACUUAUUAUUUACAUAAAGCAUAUGCAGAAGAUCACCCCAUUCUUAUUUGUCUUAAUGACGCGCAAAACGGAGCUCUGUUAUCAGCAUUUAUUCACCUAUGUAGACUCAAAUAUUUGUUGCUUAAAAGGGGCAUCAUUUAUUUCCGACUACGAAACAGCAAUGCGGAACGCCUUAAAAAACUUGCAUCCUUCCAUGAAUUUUUAUUCUUGCUGGUUCCAUUUUACUCAAGCAUGCAAGAGAAAAGCAAGAAAAACAUAUGGUCUAGAAAAAAUGCUUAAAUGCAAUAAACCGGCUUAUCUUCUAUUUAUGAAAUUCUUGUACUUGCCGCUAUUACCGGCUACCAAAAUUGUCGAAGCAUUUAAUCUUCUCGAAAUACAAGCAGCUGCUCUAAGCAAGGAGAACUUUUCGCCCUUUUUAAAAUAUUAUAAAAAACAGUGGCUUAUAAAGGAAGGACCUAAAAAUAUUUCAGUUUUUAAACGUUCGACGCGGACCACAAGCUCUGUUGAAGCAUACAAUUUGAAUUUGGGCAACAAAAUACGAGCAAAAGGGCACUUUUUUAAAUUUGUUGAAUGCAUCAUAGACGCCGAAUAUGAAAAAAGUCGGGAGUUCGCUCUGCUUUUUCAAAACGGUGGUAUAGGCAAUCAGACGCAACCAAAGCAGCUUCGAGACCGUGCUAAAAAAAUUAUGAACUGUAUGGAGAUGUUCGAGAAAGGCGAAAUCGAUAUUCAGGUGUUCUUGGCACGGACUGUCGGUCUAAAUGAAACAUUUUCAAAACAAGAUCUUUUUUCUGGAAUGUGUUCCGACCUAAACUCUUCCACAUCAUCGUCAUCAAGUUCAUCAAAUUUAAGCCAACUCUCGGAUUCGUUAUUUAUACAACAAAAUCCUUGUAAUGUAUGCCUUAUGAAUCCGAAAUCUGUAAUGCUUCGCCCCUGUAACCAUGUCAACAUAUGUAGUACAUGCUGGGACCAACUUGUCGAUAACCACGAACAAAAUGGAAUUGAAACUAAUCCCAAAUGCCCGACCUGCCAACAGGAAGUCGAAGAGGCUAUAAAAAAUGUAUAUAUAUAUAACUAAAUAAAUUUAAACAAUGUAAUAGCAAUUCGUUUUAUUCAUCCGCAAUCUAUCUGAAAUUUUUCUGCUGUGUCGUUUUUAAGAUGAUGUAUCUCCAAAAACGACACAUCUCCGCCGAUAAUAAGCUGGAUGAGUUGUGUCGUUUUCAAAACGACAUAUCUCCUCCCGAAGUUUUUUGAGAUCGGAGGAGAUAUGUCGUUUUCAAAGCGACAUAUCUCAUCCGAAAUUAA